Aspergillus saccharolyticus JOP 1030-1 is the source of this 2103-nucleotide messenger RNA. RefSeq names its product putative exo-beta-1,3-glucanase (gene exg2). The record is from RefSeq and is a predicted model, not a curated record. Gene Ontology annotation, biological process: glucan catabolic process. Gene Ontology annotation, cellular component: cell surface; extracellular region. Bases 304 to 2103 code for a protein of 599 amino acids. The transcript has 3 exons. Gene Ontology annotation, molecular function: beta-glucosidase activity. NCBI's taxonomy places the organism in Eukaryota, Fungi, Ascomycota, Eurotiomycetes, Eurotiales, Aspergillaceae.
GAUCGCGAGACGCGAAGGCAACGACGCAGGGAGCGGCUCGCUGCGGCGUUUGGGCUCCACGGGACUGGGAAUCGGGAUCGGGACAGUGCAUCGCAGGAGUUGUUGAGCGGGGAUGCGCUGGCGAAGCUGCUGGGGUCGACGGCGGGGGAUGAGGAUUGUUUGAGUCAUCUCGGUGGGAGUGAGGCUGGAGUCGAUGACGGGGUUGGUGAGCCGGCGCAGGGCCAGAGGCAGCGGAAGCGACCGGUUAUCAGUGAGCAGCCGGUCGGGUUGGCGCCGUUUCCGGGGGAGGUGCCGAGGGGACAAAUGCAGGGGAGGGUUGUGUCGGGGGCACAGUUGGAGCAGGGGGGGAUGGAGGUCAGGUUGCGGGGGGUUGGUGGUGGUGGUGCUGGAGGAGGGGGAGGUGGAGGCGAGGCGAUGCUGGGCAAGGAGGACAAUUGGGAUGGGAGCAGUAAAUCCGGCUCGACGGGGACGGGGCGUAGCAGUGUGGCCAAUUUGCCGUUCUGGAAGAAGUGGAGAGGCACGUUUAUCUUCUUUGCGGUGUUGCUGGUGAUGGCAGCUAUUGCGAUCCCCGUGGGGAUCAUCAUGGCGCGGAGGGCGAACAGUGCAGGCAAGGCGGACUCGGACAGUGACAAGCCCUCGAAUUCCAACCUGGAUGGGAUCAGUCGCGAUAGUAUACCAGCCUACGCACGAGGAACGUAUCUCGAUCCGUUCACCUGGUAUGACACCACGGGCUUCAACGUCACAUUCACGAACGUGACGGUCGGGGGCUUGUCGAUCAUGGGCCUGAACUCGACCUGGGAUGACUCCGCGCAGGCGAACGAGAACGUGCCGCCCCUGAACGAAACCUUCCCCUACGGCUCGCAGCCCAUCCGCGGCGUCAACGUGGGCGGGUGGCUCUCCAUCGAACCCUUUAUCGUCCCCUCCCUCUUCGAGUCCUACUCUUCCAGCGAGGGGAUCAUCGACGAGUGGACGCUCACCGAGCGGCUGGGAAGCGACGCCAACACGACCAUCGAGAAACACUACGCCACCUUCAUCACGGAGCAAGACUUCAUCGACAUCCGCGACGCGGGGCUCGACCACGUCCGCAUCCCGUUCCCCUACUGGGCAAUCCGCACCUACGAGGGCGACCCGUACGUCCCCAAGAUCGCCUGGCGAUACCUGCUGCGGGCGAUCGAAUACUGCCGCAAGUACGGGCUGCGCGUGAACCUCGACCCGCACGGGAUCCCCGGCAGCCAGAACGGAUGGAACCACAGCGGCCACCAGGGGAAGAUCGGGUGGCUGAAUGGGACGGACGGGGCGCUGAACCGCCAGCGCUCGCUCGAGAUGCACGACCAGCUGUCGCAGUUCUUCGCGCAGGACCGGUACAAGAACGUCGUCACGAUCUACGGGCUGGCCAACGAGCCGCUGAUGCUGUCGCUGCCGGUGGCGGAGGUCUUGAACUGGACGACGCAGGCGACGGAGCUGGUGCAGAAGAACGGCAUCAAGGCCUGGGUGACGGUGCACGACGGGUUCUUGAACCUGAGCAAGUGGGAUAAGAUGCUCAAGACGCGGCCGGAUAACAUGAUGCUGGACACGCACCAGUACACGGUGUUCAACACCGGGGAGAUUGUGUUGAAUCACACCCGGAAGAUCGAGUUGAUGUGCGAGAGCUGGUAUCCCAUGAUCGAGGCGAUCAAUAUCACGAGUACGGGAUGGGGCCCGACCAUCUGUGGCGAAUGGUCGCAGGCAGAUACCGACUGCGCCCAAUAUGUGAAUAACGUCGGCAACGGCAAUCGGUGGGAGGGGACUCUCGCCUCCACCGGCACCACCAUGUACUGUCCCACCGCAUCCGAGGGCACCUGCUCGUGCACUCUCGCCAACACCUCGCCCGUCGGGUACUCGGACGGAUACAAGAAAUUCCUGCAGACCUACGCCGAGGCGCAGAUGUCCGCCUUCGAGACGGCGAUGGGCUGGUUCUACUGGACGUGGGCGACCGAGUCGGCGGCGCAGUGGAGUUACCGCACCGCCUGGCAGAAUGGGUAUAUGCCUAAGAAGGCGUAUAGUCCGUCCUUCAAGUGUGGAGAUGAUAUCCCCAGCUUUGGGGAUUUGCCGGAAUAUUACUGA